AUGGAGAAGAAACAAUUCUCCAGUGUUCUGGCAUAUUGGUCUGUCAAGGAUAAGACUCCAGCAACUGGAGCACCUCCUCCUGCUCAGCCUACAUCUGUACAAUCAAAGAAGCCACAGGCAAGACCCACUUCAAAGCCUCAACCUUCACCAGAGGUUCCGGCCUCAUCACCUGUCGUUCCAGUUGCCCAAGUUCAAGAAGUUGCUCCUCAGGUCCAAGUGUCAUCGACCACAACCACGACCACUACCAAGACAACUGCCCCACAUGCCCCAGCCCCAGCACAAGCCCAAGCUCAGCCCCAGCCGGUCUCUGUGACUGGCUACAGUAAUGUUCAGUUCCAGGAUGAGCCACACAUUGUGCCUGAUCAUUCCAGACCAGUUGGUGAUGACUCUAGUAAUGAUGGGAGCAACAACACGGCUGCUGCUACUUCUGGUUACCUUAAUGCUGGAGAAGUGACACGUAGCCUCGCCACGCCAUCAUACUACGACUCUUCAUUGUCACUUGAUCAACCUACCUCUGCCUACUCAAUCAUGCCAAUGAGCAGUGGCGCACCUACACCCACAACAACAUCAUCGUCAUCAAAGGUCUACGACUCAACUGAUACUGCUUAUAGUAUAAUCAAUGAGGGCGAGUUGACCAACUCAUCGCUCAAUCAAUCAUCUACAUACUCUGCCUACUCGCGCAAUGCAUUCACCGAUUCAUACUCUGUUGCCUAUGCCCAGGCCAGCCGCGACCAUGACUCAACCUUUGAUGACGACGACGAAGACGAAGACGAAGAUCAACUCAUUCGCGAGCGCAGUCUACUCAAAAGUCGAGAGGUCAAGGAUCAUGGAAGGAACUGGAAUAGGGAGUUCCAGGACAUUUUGAACUUGCCGCCAUCUAAUGAGAAGUUCCAACAAAUGACAUUCAUGGCCAUUGACUUUGUAAAGGCAGCAGAGACUUAUGGCAAGAUCAUCAUUAAGGAGAUGUUUAUGAAUGAUGCGCUCAAGACUAUCAAGCCGAUCAAUAUUGGUGGUGUGGCAGGUGGUGCCAAGUACAUCUGUCAGAACAUCCUCUUCAAGUUUGCCUACGAUCAAAAGAUCCUUGACACCUAUCUCUACGGUGGCAAGGUACCCUCUGACUAUGGUGCAUCCAAGGCUGCUGGUAAUGAGUUGCGAGGACUAUCAUACUUCUUCCAGAACAUCUUGGACAAUAGUUUGGGUCAUAGGAUGCAUGUGCCAUUGAUGUGCAUCAUUGAUUACCUUGGAUACAGAUUGAUCGCUAUAUCAUUGUUACCAAUCAAGAAGGAGACAUUGGUGUAUGGUAGCUCGGAUGGUGGAAACACGGUACAUGAUGAUGUGGAGGAGGUUAAUGAAAUGAUGGAACAGGUUGGCAAAAAGAUGAACUUGAGGGGCCAUCUGGCUGGUUUGAAUCCAAAAUAUAUCUAUGGUCCAGGCGACUUUGAGAUCCAUCAGUCCGAGGACAACGAUUUCUACGCACUGGACUUUGGUCGCUUGCUCCCGCCCCAAGCAUACUUUGACCACAAUGGCCACGCAAUCGCACAUCGCGACGUCUUCUUCAAGCUCCUGCGACCAGAGUUUGUCCGCAACUAUGAGAAGCCAUUGUCAAGCGACGCGUUCACAGGCUGGGGCACUGAGGACCCCAAACAAGACGUCUACAACCAGGACAUCUCAGACGCAACAAGCCAUCUGUUUGACAUUGUCAUACGUCAGGCGGCAACAGAGCUCGAGUCAUUGGCCAAGAGUGAUUAUUACAAGGUCGAGAUGGAGCUGGUUCGCUUCGUCCACACACAUGGUAUCAACCUGCGACACCUUGGCCGCCUGCGUAGCAUGAUUGAUUCGAGCAACACACAGCUGCGAGAGCACAUCCUGAACGAGAUGGUGGUGCGCGUUCUCAAGGGCAAGAUCAAGGACGAGCUGCGCGUCGGACUCAGCUCCGAGGGCUACUUCAUCGGCUCUGAGGAGAAGUGCAUCGAGAUCAUCAUCACUUUCAUGAACAAGGUGUUCAAUGUGACGCGUUUCACGACACAGCUCGAGUUCUGGACAGUGCAGAUCAAGGGUCUGCUCGUGGACAAGUAUGGCAGCGAGUGCGGUCUGACCCUGGAGGAGCUGGACGCCAACUACGACCUGUUCAAGUCGAUCUCUUUGUCGCGUGUCAUCACCCGACUCCAGGAGAAGACAGGCAUCACAUUCAGCGAGCGAAUCAAGCGAUAUCUCGAGAAGAACCCUGUGAACAUCUACAACAAGGCAAUGUUCCCCAAGAUGCUCUACACGGACGUACUUGGUGUUAACCCGGUCGUCAAGCACAGCAACAUGGUGGCGAGAUCCGAGGGUAUUUCGAUGUACAUGAAGGCGCUCGAGGCGAUCUACACCAACUCUGUGUCGAUCGACCGCCCGCCACGCGCGCCCGAGUACCUGUACUUCACGACGCAGCACGACGAGGAGCUGUCGCUGCUCGAGAUGUGCAAGGAGAAGCUGGAGACAGCAUCGCGCACGUCUACCACUGACGCCAGUCUCUACCAUCUCCUGGGCAUGGUCGACCUCGAGAUCAUCAAGCUCACCAGCACGGUCAAUCGUCCAUCCGCGAUGAUGGCCAUCAAGAACCUGUUGCAAUCGCUCAGCUACCUAGAGUCGGCUGGUGUGCUCGUCACAUUGGCUACCGUGCACGAUCUGCGCGGAGACUACAAGGCCGCCCAAACAUACUUGGAUCGCAUCAACAAGUUGGACCCGGCCACCGCCGUGCCCGACCUCUUUGAGAGCGCCACAACACAUGCUCCAUACUAUUGUUUGAGCGGCAUCAAGCUGGUCGUGGAGUACACCGUCACAUCCCUCCACCAACUACUACACCUGGUCGCCCUGCUCGAGGCCCUGCCCCAGGACCAUCCCGUGGCCAACGAAUACCUGCUCAAAGCAUACAAGGUCCUGGCCGUGGUCGUGAUGCGUGUCAUCUCGCAGACAGACUACUCAUACAUUGAUCGCACGACAGCCAUGGUCAAGAGCCUCACAGGAAUCAAGGAGAUGAACUACAACGAAGAAUGCAUGGCAUACUUUGGCCCGAUCAUUGAGCGCGGCAUGCAGCGCUACCCUUCAUUCAUGGACGACAUCAUACAGAGCACGAUCGAUCAUGUUCAGCACUCGGUGCCUCUCGCAUCCUACCUGCGCUACGGCCCCAACAUGCCGGCGGUCAGUGCGCGCUUUGUGGAGCAGCUACGUCGCCACCCAUCGUGCCUGCGCCUGCAGUCUGACGACCACAAGGACUUGAUCUUCCGCAACAAGGACACGAUGAAGAUGUUGUUGAGCGUGGGCGUCGAGUAUGAUUACCUGCAGAUUCGUCAUCUGGACCAUAUUGAGGCGUGCCUCGACCUGCUGCCACUCCAGCAACAUCUGACCGAGUUGACGAUCGACUUGCUCUACAUCAAGGAUGAGUCACUGCACAUGUUAGAAGCGGUCUUCCGCUGCCUCACACCAACGCUCGAGAAGCUACAGAUGACGCGACUCAAUGACACUACCAAACGCGCCAAGCUGCCCGCCGGUCUCAGCGUGCCCAACUUGCGCACAGUCAUACUCAAGGAGCCACAAUGGUCUGAUGAGCUGAUGAUUGAGUUUGCCAAGUUGAUCGCCCCAUCGGUCGAGGACCUCACACUAGAGACCGUCCCCAACCCCGUACUCUACACCACAUGGCUGAACCAGUUCACGCGACUCAAGAAGUUGGACGUCAGCUACUUCAACGAAGUGUUCAAGGUGGAGUACCUGCCUACAUCGCUCACUCAUAUCAACUGGGGUUUGACGGCCGACAUCCCUGAGCGAGAGUACUUUGUCGAUCAACUGUUUGCACGCUGUCCUUCGCUCGUGAGCCUGAUUGGCGGAAGCAUGGACUCGCAGUACGCCAAGGAGUUGAAACAGCUCAAGAAACAUCCGAUACGCGAGUUGUACAUUAAUACUAAUCGCGCCAACUUGACCACGCACGAGAUGCACUUGGACACCGAGGUGUGGGCGGGCAGCCUCGAGACGCUGCGUCUGGUCAUCAACACAUACGGCCAAUUCGAUCACUAUCCUCAGAUGCUCAGCGCGUUCACCAACUUGCGCGAUCUCAACAUGGAAAUUGGAUAUGUGGACGACUUCAUAUUGGAGGUGGUCACGAAGAACUUGCUGCAGCUCGAGUCGCUGGACGUCUCGUCAUGUCGCAAUGUCAAGCUGCUGCCACAGACGCCACACACUCGUCUUCGUCGCCUGGUCCUCUCCCAAAUGUCCAGUCCACCAGCCAACUAUGAGAACCUGGGACUGAUGUUCCCCAACCUCUUGGAGUUGAUCAUCAUGAACUCGUACGACUUUAACGAUAUGUGUCUUCGCAAGCUGUUGGUCAAUGUUCAUGGGUUGUCGAUGUUCCAGCUCCUGGGCGGAUCCAACAUCACGGACAGUGGCGUGAUCUCGCUGUGCACAUCGUCCAACACGCAGACACUUGUGGAGAUAGCACUCAACAGUCAACACAUUGGCGAUUCAUCGUUCAUCAAGGUUGCCGAAUCAUGUCCCAAGCUACGCACAUUCAAGCGCACAGUCCCACUGACGUCCUACAAGUCAGCGCACUACUAUGCGGCCAGAUAUCCACAGGUCUACAACCACAUCAGUUCUACAAUGUAUUAA
Messenger RNA from Acytostelium subglobosum LB1, 4638 nucleotides. RefSeq lists its product as hypothetical. The record is from RefSeq and is a predicted model, not a curated record. Gene Ontology annotation, cellular component: cytoplasm. Gene Ontology annotation, molecular function: mRNA binding. The transcript is spliced from 4 exons. NCBI's taxonomy places the organism in Eukaryota, Evosea, Eumycetozoa, Acytosteliales, Acytosteliaceae. The coding region runs from base 1 to 4638 and encodes 1545 amino acids. Gene Ontology annotation, biological process: intracellular distribution of mitochondria.